AUCCCAGCCGGCCUUUCUGCUGCCUUCCUGUGUCGUCCUCCCACGCUGCCAAUCUCUUGCCAAUCAACGCACUUGUUGACCACCCUCUCGUUCCCGCCAUGUCCGCCGAAAUCGAUCACGCUGCUUCAAUUGCUGCCGCUGCCGAACAGCCCACUCUUGACCACUCCCAGGCUCCUGCUGCUGCCGAGCCCGCGGCGGUGUCCACCGAAUCUGCCGCGACUGAGGCUGCAAGCGAGAGCCAUGACGCUUCCGCUGCAGGCAAGCGCGUCCUCGCCGAGGUUGCUGAGGUGUCGGUUGAUUCGCCCAAGCGCAGACGAGGCCAUUCGGCCAAGUCCGACGGGGACGAGACAACCGCAAACGGCUCGUCUCUUCCCAAGUCGACAAAGUCGCCUCGCUCCAAGGCCCCCAAGACCCCGAGCCGUGCGCCAUCUCGCCGAAGUGAGCGCCUCUUGCGUUCGGCCUCCAAGAACAACCUCGAAAACGGCCAUGGUGCCGAAGCAUAUGAGCAUGUUGCCGAAUCCCACGAAUCGUCCAAGAUGACCGUCGAUGAUGCCGCCCCUGUCGCUACCGAGGCCCCACUCGCUGCCUCUGCUGCUGUUGCCGACUCUUCCGCUCCAGCCAGCGAGGCACCUUCUGCCGAUGCUGUCGCCGCCGAGGUCGUUCCUGCCGAGGCUGCCUCCGUUACAGCUAAGCCCGCUGCCGAGCCCGCUGUCGAGUCCGCUGUCAAGCCUGUUGUCGAGCCUGCUAUUGUCGAGCCUGCUGCCGAGCCUGCUGUCGAGCCUGCUAUUGUCGAGUCGGUUGUCGAGUCUGUUGCCGAGGCUCCCACUGCCAAUGUUCCCACCGACAAGCCCGAAGGCGCCUCGGCCUAAGUCUACCAUUUUGAAUCUCUCCGGAUGAUCUUGAAUGACUUUCGCUGGACCGCGACUUUACAAAGUCACCACCGCAUCCCCG
This is a messenger RNA of Polychytrium aggregatum, 951 nucleotides long. RefSeq lists its product as uncharacterized. The transcript is spliced from 2 exons. The coding region runs from base 99 to 869 and encodes 256 amino acids. Lineage: Eukaryota; Fungi; Chytridiomycota; Chytridiomycetes; Polychytriales. The record is from RefSeq and is a predicted model, not a curated record.